This is a messenger RNA of Penicillium samsonianum, 1719 nucleotides long. Its product is annotated as amino acid permease. Gene Ontology annotation, molecular function: transmembrane transporter activity. The coding region runs from base 1 to 1719 and encodes 572 amino acids. NCBI's taxonomy places the organism in Eukaryota, Fungi, Ascomycota, Eurotiomycetes, Eurotiales, Aspergillaceae. Gene Ontology annotation, biological process: transmembrane transport. The transcript has 3 exons. Gene Ontology annotation, cellular component: membrane. The record is from RefSeq and is a predicted model, not a curated record.
AUGGGCGCAAACAUGGAGACCAAGACUGCCAUUUCGGAUAUCUCCAAAGUACAUCACGAGGCUAACAAUGCCCAAGUCACUUCCGUGCUCCCGGAUGGCGAUGUGCCAUAUACAGAUCAUGAUAUGGAUGCCGAUGAGAGGGUGAUCACGGCGCUGGGUUACAAGCAAGAGUUCAAGCGCGAGUUCUCGCUAUGGACGACUUUCUGCGUCAGCUUUGCCGUUCUCGGGUUGCUACCGUCGUUUGCGAGUACCCUGUGGUAUGGAAUGGGGUAUGCCGGAACAGCAGGUAUGGUCUGGGGCUGGAUCAUUGCGAUGAUAUUUAUUCAGUGCAUUGCAAUGUCGAUGGCAGAGCUAUGCUCGGCAAUGCCCACUAGCGGCGGACUAUACUACGCCGCAGCAGUCCUCGCACCUCCAGGCUACGGACCCUUCGCCGCCUGGAUCACCGGCUGGUCCAACUGGAUCGGACAGAUAACCGCAGCGCCAUCAGUCAACUACUCGCUCAGCGCAAUGAUCCUCGCAGCAGUCUCAGUCUACAACCCCGACUACACCCCUACAACAUGGCAGACCUUCCUGUUGACAACCCUCAUAAUGAUCCUGCACGCUGGAAUCAGCAGCAUGUCCACGAAGCGCGUAGCGCAGUUCAACUCAUGGGGCUCAACAUUCAACUUUAUCGCAUUGAUCGCAGUCCUCAUCAUGAUCCCCGCCAACACAAAAAACAGCCCGAAAUUCACCCCCUCCAAACAAGUCUGGGGCGACAUAACAAACCUAACCGACUUCCCAGACGGCGUCGCCGUCCUCAUGACCUUCGUCGGCGUGAUCUGGACGAUGUCCGGCUACGACUCGCCGUUCCAUUUGAGUGAGGAGUGCUCGAACGCGAGCAUUGCCUCGCCACGCGCAAUCGUGCUCACCUCAGGCGUGGGUGGGCUGAUGGGCUGGUUCCUACAGCUGGUCGUUGCAUAUACGGUGCUGGAUAUCGAGGCCGUUCUCGAUUCCGAUCUGGGACAGCCCUGGGCGUCGUAUUUGCUGCAGGUCAUGCCGCAGAAGACGGCUAUGGCUAUCUUGGCCUUGACGAUUAUCUGUGGGUUCUCCAUGGGUCAGGGGUGUAUGGUUGCCGCGUCGCGGGUUACGUAUGCGUAUGCUCGUGACGACUGCUUUCCGUUCUCGAAUUACUGGAAGCAGGUUCAUCCGUAUACGCAGACGCCGGUUAAUGCGGUUGUGCUGAAUGCAGUCCUCGGCAUCUUGAUGUGUCUUCUUAUUCUGGCUGGGGGCGUGGCGAUUGGCGCUUUGUUCUCUAUUGGUGCUAUUGCGCAGUUCUUUGCUUUUGCUAUUCCUAUCACUAUUCGGGUGUUCUUUGUCGGUAAUCGGUUCCGCAAAGGCCCCUGGCAUCUAGGUCCUUUUGGCCCGUAUAUUGGUGGAGUUGGAGUCGUGUUUGUGUUGUUGAUGAUCCCGAUCUUGUGUUUGCCUAGUGUUACUGGUAAAAACUUGACGCCUGAUCAGAUGAAUUGGACUUGCCUUGUUUGGGGUGCGCCGAUGUUGGCGGUUACGAUUUGGUGGGUUGUUGAUGCCCAUCGCUGGUUCAAAGGUCCUGUGGUCAAUGUCGAGCAUGCUAUUCAUGCGAUUGAGCAGGAGCCGGUCGUUAGUGAGGGCAUCGAGCCUGAGCUCCGAGAGACCGAGGCAACUGUUUUGUCCAAGAUGGAUGAUCCAGAUAAUCCCAUCUAG